AUGAAGAGCCGGGGCCCUCUCCCAAACAGCAACGCCAUGCUGCUAACUUUCGGCAACCCCCUGGCCUUCGACCUUCUGUUGACAAUGGAGCACCAGGGCGAGCCAGUGGAUGGCUCUGGGACGGUCAUUCGGCCGAGGGCCUCAAUCACAUCGGGCUGGCUGCAGCUGAACUUCAUGCAGCGGCUGGCUGAGGGCGAUGACUUCUAUGCGUCAAUGGUGCCAAAGGACCGGAGCGACGGGGCGGGCGUCGUGUGUUUUAUGGCUAUCACGAAUUGGCGGCCGUUCGCGAGCACAAAGAGGGCCAGGAGAUUGAGAAGCAAUGAAAAUGCUGCCGUCGAGUGGGCCGUUGGAAAGGGCGCCUGAGCACACAGCCCUUCC
Vitrella brassicaformis is the source of this 378-nucleotide messenger RNA. NCBI's taxonomy places the organism in Eukaryota, Vitrellaceae. The record is from the annotation of a GenBank genome assembly.